CUCUGCUUUCUUCCAGCCGAUAUGGAAUGACAUAUGGAAUGACAGACGCUCUGGUCGCUUUCCGUUACGUCAACGUCAAACAUAUGGAAUGACGCACCAUCAUGGGCGGCUUUUCGUCGAAACACGCAGAGCGAUACGAGGACAAAGAUGGCAGGUGAGGAGGCUGAGCCGACUGUCUGUUCCUGGUGACUGAGUACAGCAUUCGUCUGUGAUGCCUUCGUUGAUGCGGCAGAUCCAGGGCGGAGAAGCUGUGCAGGAGGCAGGUACCCUGUUGCAUUGCGUGAGAAGAGAAAAGCAUCACUGCCCACUCACUUUGCUGAACCUCGUGUGUGUUUCGUAUCAGGCUUGUGCAAUUCAGAACUGCCUUGCCAGCAGAGGCUACCAGCAGGUGCGCAACCCAGCCACACAGGUCGACAGCCAUGUUCAUUGGCCGCCACAGAGCGUGUGUGUGUGGUCAUGCAGGAGAAGUGCCAGCAAGUUAUCGACGAAGUAGGUAUUUAUUUAUGGCCGCAUCGCAUACACACAGAGGCACAAAGACAGACACCACGCACGCUGCCUGCUUGCCUGCCUGCCUCUGGUGCAGUAUUAUGAGUGUGUGGCGCGAAUGGAAGGGAAGGUAGAGGAGAGGAAAACUGAUGGGCGUCGAAAGCCAGAUCCACAACCAACCGACGGCAAAAAGUCGUGACUGUUGAUGAGUGGUGUGAGUGGUGCGACAAAGAUGAGUCGGCCAGUCUGUCUGUGUGGAG
Messenger RNA from Vitrella brassicaformis, 746 nucleotides. Lineage: Eukaryota; Vitrellaceae. The record is from the annotation of a GenBank genome assembly.